CCCAGCUGCCGCCAUGCAGCUGCCACCCUAGUGAGGGUGAAGGAGCAGGAGACUCCGCCGCACCUCCAGGCUCAGGCUGCCUGGCCGGAUCUGGUCUGUGGGCCCUACGGGCUGGUGGAAGCCAUCAGGAGGAGGAGGGGAUGCAGCCGCCAGGCCUCACCCCUGCGAGUUGAGUUGUAUUUCUGAAAGCUUGGGUAUACAGUUGGUGCUGGGAGCAUAUUUACAGUCCCAUGGUGGCUUAUAAAUCUCUAGGCCUUGGUGACAGUGCCGGCUUUCAGAUGUUAAUUAUCUUGAUCUUCCUGGCUCUGUAGAAGAAUGGCAGGCAGGGGUUGCUGCCUAAGCCUGCUUGCUCCUGAGGGUUCUGGAUCCUACUUGGCACAGCACGUCAGGUCUUCCAGGACGCUGCUCAUGGGCCGAAGCACCUCCUCCUCCUCCUCUGUGUUCCCAUCCAUCUCCUAUGUGGGGUGGUCAGAGGGGCCCUCAGCAACCCAACAAGGAAGGCCACAGACUGGUGGAAAAGCAGAGCCAGCCACCACCUGCCAAGUCGUGAUGAGGUCGACCUGCAUGGUCUCCGGGGUUUGCACAUGCCUGUGCCUGCUGCCUAGAGCUCGGCCUUCCACCGCAGUUCCCAUAGCGUCUCCUUCAGCUCCCCGUAGCCUCACCUCCUGCUCCCAGAUCUUCUCCUGCUGCUCCAGCAUCUUGUGCACCUGUUCCUGCAUCUUGUGCCACUGCUCACGGAUUUUGUGCUCCUCUUCCCGGAUCUUCUCCUGCUGCUCCAGUGUCUUAUGCUCCUGCUGCUCCAGCAUCUUGUGCACCUGCUCACGGAUUUUCUGCUCCUGUUCCCGGAUCUUCCUCCUGCUGCUCCAGCAUCUUGUGCACCUGUUCCUGCAUCUUGUGCCACUGCUUACAGAUUUUGUGCUUCUGUUCCCAGAUCUUCUGCUGCUGCUCCAGAAUCUUGUACUGCUGCUCCUGGUACAAGCACCUCCAGCAUUUAUUUUUAUCCAGCUGGCUUUGGAGUUCUCCUGCUACUCUCUCCACAUCCUGCCUCAGGUGUGUGGCCUCCUCCUGUAG
Messenger RNA from Saimiri boliviensis boliviensis (Bolivian squirrel monkey), 1071 nucleotides. The record is from RefSeq and is a predicted model, not a curated record. NCBI's taxonomy places the organism in Eukaryota, Metazoa, Chordata, Mammalia, Primates, Cebidae.